CUCUCUCUUUCCACAGAGGUCCCCGGAGGUCGUCAUGAGGUUUUCUACGAUUGCUGCGCAGAACCGUACCCGGACGUUACGUUUGUGGUGACGUUACGCAGGAGAACCCUGUUCUACGCUCUGAACCUGCUCAUCCCCUGCGUGCUCCUCUCCUCCAUGACCCUGCUGGUCUUCCUGCUGCCCGCCAACUCCGGGGAGAAGAUCAGCCUCGGCAUCACAGUUCUGCUGUCUCUAACGGUCUUCAUGCUGAUGGUUGCAGAGAUCAUGCCCGCCACGUCCGAUUCUGUACCCCUGAUUGGUCAGUACUUUGCCAGCACCAUGGUGAUUGUUGGGAUGUCGGUGGUGGCCACAGUCAUCGUCCUGCAGUUCCAUCACCACAGUCUGAAUAAUGGACACAUGCCACGAUGGGUGAACCUGGUUCUGCUGCAGUGGGUCCCCUGGUUCCUGCGUAUGAAGCGUCCAGGCGAGGGGGCGGAGCCAACUCUCUCCAACUGUCAAGCGGACUCCCGCAGCAAGACCCUGUCCUCCCCCACCACCACCACCACCACCACCACCACCAUCCCCAGCCAGAUCUUCAACAUCCAACUGAAAUCAAAAAGCCUGAACUCCCUGCAGGCCAGCCUGACCCAGCUCAGCCACCCACCUCCUCUCCGUACAAACCCCCACCCCAACAGAGACCCCACCCCCAAUCCACACCUGCAGCCUAACGGCCACCUGCCCUACAUGGGCUUUCAGACCCUGCAGACCCCUGCAGAGCUGGAAGCGGUCCCACGGUGCAGGACCACCAGCCACGGGCGGAGCAGCAGAGGAGAAGGGGAGGAUGCUGGAGGAACACUUGAUUUAUCCUCACAUCAGCACCUGCAGCCUUCCAAGUACGGGAUCCCCGGUUUGGAAACAUCCCCAGACCCUGACCCCCCCACGGCGGCCUCUGGUGGUGCAGAGUCCGUGGGGGAGAGAUCAGCGGCCCUGCACGCCCCGAGCGGCCCGAUCCGGUCUGCAGCAGUGGACAGCCAGCUGCAGGCCCUCCUGGUGGAGGUGCAGUUCCUGGUGGAGCGCGUCCGCGAGCAGGACCGCCAGCUGAGCGUGGCGGAGCAGUGGCAGUUCGCCGCGGCCGUCAUCGACCGCCUGUGCCUGGUGGGCUUCAGCGUCUUCAACAUCAUCUGCACCAUCGCCAUCCUCAUGGCUGCGCCCAACUUUGGAGUGGCUCUGUCCAAAGACUUCCUCUGAAAAGUUUUAAAUAAACACAGAUUACAGAAGAGAGGUGGGAUUAAAUCUGAUGGAAGCACAACAACUGUCACUUUCAACUUUCUGAAACUUACCUUCAGUCCCGUUUAUCGUCCUGCUCACACUGACGUUUCUUUGACUUGAACAUUUAAAUUAAGACGUUUCAAAGAAAGCUGAUGUAUAAUUUAUAUUUGCAAUAAAAAAUUGGAUUCAUUAACUUUGUUUGGAAAGAUGCUCAACAGAGUUGCAUUAAAAAUAAAUCUGCUAAAUUUGUUUGUCUGCAGUUCACCUAAAAACAUAAAAAUCGACUGUCCAUCAGUGUCCAUCAGUGUUAAUCUUUGUUUUUUUUCUGCAAGAAGAUUAAUUAAAUUUCCAUUUAUUUGCAGGAAACACAUAAAACAAUAUUGCAUUGUCAGACCCUUUACUUUCUUUCUGUUUGACUUUUGUGCCAGUUAACCUUCAGGCAUAAAAUACCAUAAAACACCUUAAAAAGUACACACAUUAAAUAAAGUACAGCUUUUGAACCAUUUAUAGUAAAUUCACAAGCUUGGUCUCUUUUUAAAGCUAAUAAUCUGAAUUUUUAACUUCAG
Messenger RNA from Austrofundulus limnaeus, 1814 nucleotides. Its product is annotated as neuronal acetylcholine receptor subunit alpha-7. Gene Ontology annotation, molecular function: transmembrane signaling receptor activity; extracellular ligand-gated monoatomic ion channel activity. The record is from RefSeq and is a predicted model, not a curated record. Gene Ontology annotation, cellular component: membrane. Lineage: Eukaryota; Metazoa; Chordata; Actinopteri; Cyprinodontiformes; Rivulidae. Gene Ontology annotation, biological process: monoatomic ion transmembrane transport.